AUGGAAAACGCUCAAUCAAAUAAUUCUAAUCGUCAUCCACCUCAUCUGCGUGGUAAAGCAAUAGGUAUGUGGUAUGCUCAACAUCGUCGAUCAAAUAAUGGUCCUCAAGCAUCAUCACAACCUCGUCCAUCAUCUUCACAACCAGUAGCAACGAUUGAAUUAUCUGCAAAUGAAAUUCAACGUGUUACAGAAGUUCGUCAAUUAUUUAAUCAUCAUCAACAACCACCACCACGCAAACAUUUCAAAGAAUCUUUAUUAAAUAUAAAUGAUAAUGCACCAAUUGAUGAUGUAGAACAUGCAGUUCAAUUUGACAAAUUACAUAGUUCAUUUCAAUAUUUUGAACCAUUAGAACGCAACUCAGUAAUUGAUCAAAACCUAUUAGAAGAUUUACAUAAAAAACAACGUACAUCAUUAUAUCAAAAAUUGAAUGUUAAACGAACUCAUUUGCCUAUAACUGAUUAUCGUCAAGAAAUUCUUAAUACAACUGAACAAAAUCAAAUAUUUAUUCUUGUUGGAGAAACUGGAUCAGGAAAAACUACACAAACCGCUCAAUUUAUUCUUGAUGAUCAAAUUUUAAAAAAUCAAGGUAGUCAAUGUCGAAUACUUUGUUCACAACCACGUCGUAUUAGCGCAACAUCAGUUGCUGAACGUGUUGCUCAAGAACGUGGUGAAACACAUCCCGGUGAUUCUGUUGGAUAUCAUAUUCGUCUUUCAGCUCAAUUACCACGUAAAAAUGGUUCAAUUUUAUUUUGUACAACAGGAAUGUUACUUAAAUAUAUUGAAAAAUAUACUCAUUUCGAACAUUUUUCUCAUAUAAUUUUGGAUGAAAUACAUGAAAGAAACAUUGAAAUGGAUUUUUUACUUAUUUUCAUUAAACGUUUAUUACAAAUACGUCAAGAUAUUAAAAUUAUAUUAAUGAGUGCAUCAAUUCAAGCUGAAAAAUUUAGUUUAUACUUUAAUAAUUGUCCAAUAUUACAUAUACCAGGAAAUAUUUAUCCAAUAAAAGAAUAUUUUCUUGAAGAUUAUAUAACAAAAUUAAAAUAUCCUUACGAUAAUACAACGAAUAAUCGACGAACAUAUCGAUCAUCAAAUAAAGAAAAUGAUGAAAUGAAAUUAAAUCAUUAUAUUAGUGAACUUGAAUUAGAUUUAGCUCAACAACAUAAAUCUAUUGAUGUUCUGAAAAAAAUUCAAGCAAUUGGAACUGAUUAUGGUUUAGAAAUAAAUUGCGAUUUAGUUGUCAGUGUUAUUGAAUUGAUAUGUCGAAUAUCUUCUCAAGGUACAAUUCUGGUAUUUCUUCCUGGUUGGAGUGAAAUUGUUAAAUGUACUCAAUUACUUCGUCAAAGAACAUUACUAGCAUCUUAUUUACAUAUUUUACCAUUACAUAGUUUAUUACCAUUACAUAAUCAACAUGAAAUAUUUGAUCCACCACCUCAUCCAACUUUACGUAAAAUUAUUUUAUCAACAUCAAUUGCUGAAACAUCAAUAACUAUUGAUGAUGUUAUCUAUGUUAUUGAUACUGGUCGAACAAAAGCGAGUGAUUAUGAUCUUGAAACACAAGGCAAAUGUCUUUUACCAACACAUGUUUCACGAGCUAAUUUACUUCAACGAAAAGGACGAGCUGGUCGAACUCAACCAGGUGAAUGUUAUCGUUUAUUUACACGUUGUAAUGAACGUCUUUCGUUCAUUGAUUUUCCUCAAGCUGAAAUGAUAACAUCACGUUUAGAUAAUAUUUAUUUACAAGCUAAAUUAUUUGACAUAACGGAUGUUAAAACAUUUCUACAAGAUGCACUUGAUCCACCAUCAAUUGAAGCUAUUGAACAUGCAGAAAAAUUUCUAUAUGAUAUUGGAGCAUUAAUAUCUAAUACAAAUGAAUUAACAUCAAUGGGAAGAAUACUUGCUCAUUUACCAAUGGCACCUCAAAUUGGUAAAUUAUUAAUUCUUGGUUAUUUAUUUUCUUGUUUUGAUCCAAUUCUAACCAUUGCAUCAAUACUAAGUUAUCGAGAUCCUUUUGUCACUCCAAUUGAUAAAAUUCAAGAAAUUAAAGAAACACGUCAACGUUUUGGUGAACGAACGAUGUCGGAUCAUUUAAUGUUAGUAAAUAUAUAUAAACAAUGGAAAAAUCAACGAACCUAUCGUGAUAAAAAUCAAUUUUGUUAUGAAAAUUUUCUUAAUUCUAAUCAUAUGAAAAUGAUUGAUAAAGUACGAAAUCAAUUAAGACAUCUUAUACAAGAUUAUUUUGCUUCAUACACAGGCGAUGCUAAUAAGAAUCAAAAUAAUAACGAUUUAAUAUGUGCUUUAAUGUGUGCUGGACUUUAUCCAAAUAUUGCACGUAUUCGUUUAUCACCAAAUAAAUCAUCAAAACGUCCAUGUUUAUUAGAAACCAAAUUUGAAAAACGAAUUUUAAUACAUCCAAGAUCAAUUAAUGCUCAAUUAAGGGAUGAUGACAUUCGUCGAUCAGCUGCUCAAUCAACUUUAAUUGUUUAUCAUGAAAAAAUUCGUACAUCAAGUAUAUUUAUUCAUGAUAUAAGUUUUAUAUCUACAUAUGCAUUAUUAUUUUUUGGUAAAACACAAAUCUCAAGAGAAAAAUCUUCAGAUUCAACAAAUAGUAUUAUUUUAGUUGAUAAUUGGAUACAAAUUAAUAUUGAUAAUAAAACAAAUGAAUUAAUUUAUGAAUUAAAAGAAAAAUUUAAUUAUUUAGUAGAAAAAAAAGCAUUGAAGAAAAAUAUUUUUCUUGAAAAUGAACAAGAUUUAAUUGAUACAAUAAUUCAUUUUAUAACAAAACAAGAUAAAAAUUUAUUAAUACAAAAUAAAUUAAUUGAUGAUCUUUCAAAGAAUAAAACAGUUUGUGAAGAUUGGGAUGACUAA
Adineta steineri is the source of this 2865-nucleotide messenger RNA. The record is from the annotation of a GenBank genome assembly. NCBI's taxonomy places the organism in Eukaryota, Metazoa, Rotifera, Eurotatoria, Adinetida, Adinetidae.